This is a messenger RNA of Juglans regia (Persian walnut), 1214 nucleotides long. RefSeq names its product adenylate kinase 4. The coding region runs from base 239 to 982 and encodes 247 amino acids. Gene Ontology annotation, cellular component: cytoplasm; mitochondrion. The record is from RefSeq and is a predicted model, not a curated record. The transcript is spliced from 6 exons. NCBI's taxonomy places the organism in Eukaryota, Viridiplantae, Streptophyta, Magnoliopsida, Fagales, Juglandaceae. Gene Ontology annotation, molecular function: ATP binding; AMP kinase activity. Gene Ontology annotation, biological process: nucleobase-containing compound metabolic process.
AUUAUUGUUUUGUUGAGGUAGUAGUACACUUCGGAAAAACAUCUCGCACGUGUCAAUUCAAACCACACUAAGGGUAGGACAGUCAUUUCAAACACAACCCAGCAAGACCGCUGCUAGCCUGCUUGAGUUUGAAGCGUUGGAAGGUCCGAAGUCCGAACUAAAGUAAAGAACCUCCGGUCCUUCUCUGAUUGAACCAAAAGUCCUAGAGAGAAAAAAAAAACCCUAAUCCUACUCCCAAAUGGCGACCAGCUCUGCUUCAGUGAACUUGGAAGAUGUUCCCUCCGUCGAUCUCAUGUCCGAGCUCCUCCGUCGCAUGAAAUGCUCGUCUAAGCCCGACAAGCGCCUCAUUCUCGUUGGUCCACCUGGAUCGGGAAAGGGUACUCAAUCACCUAUUAUUAAGGAUGAUUACUGCUUGUGCCACUUAGCUACUGGUGAUAUGUUAAGAGCCGCUGUUGCUGCAAAAACUCCGCUUGGGGUCAAGGCUAAAGAGGCUAUGGACAAGGGAGAACUUGUUUCUGAUGACUUGGUUGUUGGCAUUAUAGACGAAGCUUUGAAGAAGCCCUCAUGUCAGAAAGGUUUCAUUCUUGACGGAUUUCCAAGGACCGUGGUCCAAGCACAGAAGCUUGAUGAAAUGCUGGAAAAGAAGGGAGCCAAAAUUGAUAAGGUGCUGAACUUUGCCAUUGAUGAUGCAAUCUUGGAGGAGAGAAUUACCGGUCGUUGGAUUCACCCAUCCAGCGGUAGAACCUAUCACACAAAAUUUGCACCUCCCAAAGUUCUGGGUGCCGAUGAUGUUACUGGAGAACCUUUGAUUCAGCGCAAGGAUGAUACUGCAGCUGUUCUCAAGUCAAGGCUGGAGGCAUUUCACAAGCAAACUGAACCAGUCAUUGAUUAUUAUUCCAAGAAGGGCAUUGUUGCCAAUCUUCAUGCAGAAAAACCUCCCAAAGAGGUCACAACUGAGGUUCAGAAGGUGCUCUCUUCGUAAAAGCGGUCUCCCUCUCAUAGAGGGAUGGAUUACUUUCGUUAGAAAGCUUAGUGUUAUUGCCCCUUUUUAUUCUAAAUACACUGUUGAAUUUUCUGACUAAUAUGCUUCACUCGAUUUUGCAAACUGCACAUGACGGCUGCUGUCAACUCUUUGAGGUUUAAUUGCGUAACCUAUACAUAAUAUAAAAGCGUGGAACUGCACGCAGGUGGUACACUUUUUCUGUUUUGUUGAC